Messenger RNA from Cuscuta epithymum, 2767 nucleotides. Lineage: Eukaryota; Viridiplantae; Streptophyta; Magnoliopsida; Solanales; Convolvulaceae. The record is from the annotation of a GenBank genome assembly.
AUUUUUUAACCCUGAAGGCGAACCACCAAAAUCAGUGGGGCAAACGUCGGGGAACAUUUGCAAGGUUUUAUUAAAAAGGGGUAAGAGUACAAAAGAAGAGGGAGACUAGACCAAAACCUCUUCCGAAAGGGCAUUCCCUUUCAACGAACAUAAAAAAUCGAAAAGAUAGACCAAAACCUCUUCCGAAAGGGCGUUCCCAAAUACUUGAUUGGCAAUUCAGCGUCAGACAUGCCUAGCAAUAUGGAAAUAAUCCCAAACCUGGCUUUUCUUCCAUAGGUAAAGGUACUCUUUUGCCAGUUAACAGAUUGUCCAGAAGCCAAUUGAUAAGAUUUCAAAUACUUGCUAAAGUUGACCAAGGAUCUUGUGCUCCCAUUGAGGAAAAUCAGCAAGUCAUCUGCAUAUCCUAAAUGGGAUAUGAGGUGACCUACUGCACCCAUCCAAUACUGCUUAAUAGAUCCAUUCUCCAUGUGCCAUUUCAGACCUCUUGAAAAAGCCUCAGAGGUAAGAAUAAAAAGGAAGGGUGAAAGUGGAUCACCGUGCUUCACCCCACGCUUAUGCUUGAAAAAACCUGUUGGCACACCAUCAACUAAAAUAGACAUAUAAGUAGCCUUCAGAUUAUUCAGAAUGACCCGUAUAAACCUUUGUCUCAACAGCAUACAGAAUGACCUGUAUAAACCUUUGUCUCAACAACAUACAGGCCAGAAAAGAAUGAAGUAGCAGCUUCCCCAAUUUCAGAUUGAGAAGUAACCAUCUGACCCCUAUCAUUGGCGAUGGCAGAAAUGGCUUGCUUUCUGUGUCUAAUUUUAACAUAAGAAUGAAAGAAACUAGUAUUAGCAUCCCUUUCCUUGAGCCAUUUAAUGUGUGCCUUCUGCUUCCAAACUUUCUCCAAACCCAUCCAUUAGAUCUCACCCCUGACCAUGUGAAAUGAGGACCCGGGAAGGAAGGCUGUAUUAGGUUACAAGCAGCAAUACAGUCAGAAAACUCUGUAAUACUCCUUAGAUUUGGCAUUGAUCUUCCUUUAUGCUCAUUGUGUGUUGCAAUGGCGUUGAAGUCUCCACCCACCAACCAAGGUUCCGUAAUAGUACUAAAAAUAAUACUUGUAUAUUUUUCUCAGUUUUGGAUAAGGUUUGACAAUAAACACAACCUUUUGCUUUUAGAAGAAGGAUCACAACCUUUAUUUCUAAAGGUGUCUUUUGGAUGUAGAGUCUCCUGGCAAGAGCUCUAUAUAUACACAUGGUUGCCUCCAUUAACGUUGCAUCUUUGAGUUUGUAGGUGUCCUUUUCGGGAACGUAAAGACCGAGACGAUUGCAACUUGUGUUGUGGGUAACUUCGUCUUAAGGAAACAAUGAUUUGUUGGGCUCGGUUUCAUCCAGGCGUCAGCAUGGAUGUUUCCAAUUUUGCCGCGCUGAAGAAGAAGCUGGUCAAGGAGCCGAAGAAGAAGAAGGAGACGGGGGUUCAGAAAUCCGUCGAUGAGUUCUUCCGGAAGGAUGGAGCUGUGCAGGUGCCGGAGGGUGAGGGACCCUCCCAAGCUGUCGGCACCGGUGCCGGUGCCGGGGGUUCCCAGGCGGAGCCCAAAAGGAAACAUUCCGGGAAGGGCGUGAUGCCUCCGGAGAAGAAGAAAAAGAAAGGGGGGCACGAGAAGAAGGACGCCCCCCUCGUCGUCGUCGAAGAGCACUCUUCCUCCUCCCCCUCAGCAAGUGCUCUUCCUCCCCCCGGGGACCCAGGCAACAGCUUGGCUUGGCCCCGGGAAGAUGUGCGGUUCUCUAUUACCAAGGGAACUGCCAUUAUGCACGGCACCCUCAGCCCGAGGGAGUUCCUAAAGGGUGCCACGCCCCCGACUGACAAGGCGGUGCUGUCGAGGGCCAAGGAUGAUGCCCUCAGUGCCAAGGUGCUCCAAGCCUCCGUCACUGCUGCCCUCGGUCUUGGAGAGCUGCUCCAAAGGAUGGAGCAAUAUCAGGCGCAGAAGCGCCAGGCUGAUGAGGCCCUGGCAGAGUCCCGGCGGCAACUCCAGGAGGUCCAAGAAACCCUUCGGCUGGAGAAAGAGGCGUUCAACAGCAUUCUUGAAAAUAAUAAAGUGAUCCCCAGAGCCGAAGGGAAGGCCGACGCAGAGAGGGCCGCUGCCGAAGCCGCCAAGGUUGCCGCCGAGGAGGCAGAGGCAGCCAAGAAGGUGGUUGUCGCCGAGGCGGAGAAGCACACCGUUGCCGCCUUCGCUGCUGGGGGCUGGAAGGCCGAGGACCGGAAGGAAUGGGUGGCCUCGGUCAUAGGACAGGGGGUGGAUGCCUGGGUGAAGGGCCCCGGCGCCGAGUGGCUAGCCCGAAAGGGCAAGGAUUAUUAUGAUGGUGGUGAAUUCUUCACCCAGAAGCUGAUCUACCGAAGGCUAGCCCGGCACCUGAAAAUCGAUCUGAAGGAGUUUGACCCUGUAGCUCACGGGCUUCCCCCCUUGCAGCCGGAUGUCAGAGUUCCUCUUCCAGAAGGUGAAGAGAGGCCGGAUCUCGAGGACUCCGAGCUAAUGGGCGAGGGCGACGACGAAGAAGCCGAAGAUGAUGUGGCCUCAAAGGCGAAGGAAGAUGCAGCUGAGGAAGCUCAAAAAUAGGAUUUGUUCUAAGUGUAGCUUUGUAAUAGCCCGCAUUUUUCGGCCUCGGCCAUGUAUUGUAAUCAAAACAUGUUUUGUCACUUUGAAUAUUUCUUUUCUUAAUGGUGAAUGCUUUGCCUCCGGGCUUUUUUGGAAUGAAUUGCUUCCUCUUCGUUUUGAAUUUGAAUAUAUGCC